Molecule: messenger RNA, 6769 nt
Organism: Diachasma alloeum
Lineage: Eukaryota; Metazoa; Arthropoda; Insecta; Hymenoptera; Braconidae
Product: beta-1,3-galactosyltransferase 5
Exons: 3
Coding region: 127-1179 (350 amino acids)
Cellular component (GO): membrane
Molecular function (GO): hexosyltransferase activity
Source: RefSeq, a predicted model, not a curated record
UACAGCAUCUGUCAUAGUCGGCGGAUGCCGAUGCCAACGUUCGGUACUCGCUUCUGACAGGCGGAACAAGAGUUUUAUUAUAAUUGUAAGGAGUGAUACGAAGUAGGAUGAAAGGGUGUUGCUAGCAUGUUGGAUAAGCGACGGCUCCAUGGCCACGGGUCGUCGCCAUGCACCUUAACAUUUGCAGUAACCCUAACUGUCUUCUGUUUCCUGUCAAUAUGGAUGUUAACCGGUGCACCAGGCACCCUAACAGCAAUACCAGCCCAGGUACCAGUACCUGGCUACACACUUCUAGUACCGGACAAUGUAUCGGCAUUACCCCAGCCAUACUCACUGAACGAACUUCCGUCCAGCGAUGAAACGACACUGAUUGAUAUGACAAAUUUUCGAUUCAUCAUCAAUCAUGAUCCGUGCAAUAGAACACAACCAUUAUUACUAACACUGAUACACUCAGCACCUGGUAAUUAUGCAAAACGUCACGUUGUACGUGAAACGUGGGGAAAACAUACGUCUGAGAUGAUUGUACUAUUUUUCAUUGGAGUCACUGAUCAAUACAGAGGUGAUAUUAUUGAGGAGGAUAGAAAGUAUGGUGAUAUUAUUCAAGGCAAUUUCCUUGAUGCAUAUAGAAAUAUGACCUAUAAGCAUGUGAUGGCAUUGAAGUGGGCCACAUAUCACUGUCCAAGUGCCAAAUAUAUAUUGAAACUAGACGACGAUGUAUUCGUUAACAUUCCAGCAAUGGUAGAUUUUUUAAAGCGCGGCCUAUCCCCAUGGGGCGCAAGACGUCUCAUUCUUUGUGAUCCACUAUCAACAGCAACAGUUAAACGCUCGUGGCGUUCCAAAUGGCGUGUAUCACCCCAGGAAUAUCCCGGUAGACAUUAUCCAGCUUACUGCGCUGGUUGGGCUAUACUGUAUUCACCUGAUUCUGUAUUUUUACUGUACCGCGAGGCACAAAGACAGCCAUAUUUUUGGAUCGAUGAUGUUCAUAUAACAGGUACAGUGGCUGGAAAAGUUAAUCUCACACACAGCUCCAUACACUCACUUGUACUUAGUUCCGAUGAUAUGAUGCAACUGCUUAAUGAUCCUGAUAGUCGACAAGAGUUUUUAUUUGGCCCACCUAAUUUGGGGGAGGAUCAUAUUAAGGCUCUGCAUCGGUUGACUGUUAGUGACGGCAGUUGGUAAUGAUGGCCUGUGAGAGAUAUAGGGAAAUAUUAAUUUUGCGGUGAAGUAAAAUAAGGAGAGGAAUCAAAUUAAUUUUAUUUUGGGAAUUGGGGAAAGGGGCAAGAUGGAGUUUUGAAGGUGUGGAUACAAUCUGUUGAUUUCACUUCGAGGUACGCUUUUGGGGGAUGGUGGAAUCUUUGGAGAUCACAGGGAGAUCUACAUAAAAAGCCUCUGCGAAAAGCUAGUCAUCUCUUUUAGAUUUUUCGAUAUUUUACUAAUGAAAAUGAAAUUAGGUAAUCUCACUUAUUCUGAGGAAAAUUUCUUUAAAAAACCAAGCACAUUCGCUGGAAAAUGAAUUUCUAUUAGACUGCUUUUGAAAGUUCGAUUAAUUUGACGAAUUUUGGAAGAACUAUUGAGAAAUUCCGCAGCUUUUCCACGAGUUUUUGUACAAAUAUUCAAUAUUGUACAGCAAAAAUGAGCAGAAUUUGACAGCAUUUCUGUACAACUCAUUCUGCUGAAAGUAUUUCCAUGGAAAUUCUAUUUGGCUUGAACUUUUUAAUAAGAAAAGAAAAAACGAAGUGGAAAACCUUAGAACGUCAAUAGAGAGUCGACCGUACACUAACAGCAUUUUUUAAUAGAAUUCCAACAGAAUUAAAUUCUUUUAUACAUCUGUUGUCGAUCUGAGAGGGAUAACGAUUUUUUUGUGAUAACCUUUUCGUAAAAAAGCGAAUUGAACUUUUAUUCUUGAAUUAAAUUUUCUUAUUGAUGUUUAAUUCUUCGGAAGCUCGAUAAAAAUGAAUCUUGAAGUGAAAUCCAUGCAUGUUGUUCUGCUUCAAUACUGAAUACAUCUUUAUUGAUCGUCAAUUUUUCCUGAGCAACGAUGAGAAUUCAAUGAAUUUUAUUUCAAUUAUAAGGACGAUAAAUAUGCUUACAAAUGACAUGAAGAGUUUUGAAUUCGCCUCAGCAGGUUUGGAAUUAUUGACAAUGAAGAAAGAAAGGGGUUCGUUUGCUCCUUUCCAUCAUGAAAUUUUGUAGAUAACGAAUAUUAAAAUUAAUCCACUCGAUAAUUUCGAAAUUCCCUGCUUUUGAUCUGAGCUCAGUACACUGUUCAUACUCCGAAAUUUGUUGAAAUAAUUUUUUAUACUAUUUAUUUUAUAGUUUUAUUGUUGAAAAAAGAAGUAAUCAUGAGGAUUUUUUAGGACUUUGAGUGCUCAAAAGGUUUUUUUUCUCUUUUGGAAAAUACGAAUUUUGUUGAAGAACCAUUGAAUGUAUCUUUGAGGAUCAGAUGGUGUUCAAAGAAUUGACAAUUCAUUAGUGAAGUAGUAAAACGCAGGAAAUCGAUGUUUAAUUAUUCUACUAAUGAGUGAUUUCAGUAGUGAAAUGGUAAGACGGUUCAAGUCGACUUAUUUCCCAGUUGAGUUUUUGAGGAAUAUUUCCGAAUUCAAGGGAGAUAGCGAAAUUUCCGUAAUCACCUUUGUUGUAGCUCUCAAACGGCUCUAUAAAAAACGUUAUAACAAAAACUUUGCCAUCUCUCUUAGGUUCCGAGAUAUUCAUUGAAAACUGGUCAAUGGUCAAAAUUGACUUGUACCGUUUUACCACUUUGCUACUGAUUUUACGAAAAUGAUGGGUGAUAGUUUUAGUAGGAAAUUUCUUUAUCUACAGAAAAGUAUCGUGCCCUUUUGUUCCAUAAAUUCACAAUUUAAAACGUCUCAUUUCGUUUAUUACGUUUUACUACUUCACUUCAGGAUUGAUUGAACUCUCGGAAAUGAGAGCAAAUGAAUCAUGGUGUUUCAAAAUUAUACAAAAUUCUUUACUUAUUUUACUUUAUUAUAGAUAAAUCUAGCAAUUAUUGAAUUAUUCAUGAAUUCUUUUAAAAAGACUUGUCAAUGAGGUCGACAAGCAUUCAACGAAACUUUUAAAUUAUCCUUAAAACAUUGUUCUUUGUUAUCGAUGGCAUUUAGAAACUUAAUUAAUGAAGUGUCAUUAGCUUGAGGUGAUUAUCAUGUACAUAUAAUCGCUGAAUGUGACAAAGGGCUUUAAACUGUCAUUUAACUAUUAUUUUAAACUAAUAACAAUACCAAACGGUAUUGCGAGAAAUUCUAAGUUAAUGAGUGGAGAAAUUGGAACACUACGUCAACUUUUUUUGUUGAUUUUUAUAUUAAACAAUCGAGAGGAAGGAAGAAUGAUAAUUUGUUGGAUAAUUGUAAUACUUGAUUGAUGAGAACUCUUCAGUAUUUAAUUCGCCAAAUUAUUGAGUAAUAUAUACAUGUAAAAAUUGUAAAUAACUAAAUGAAGAAGGAAAAAUCAAAUUUCAUAGUGAAAGUUACCCCUUUCGAAAGUUGAAGAAUAGUUCUCCAAUUAAACAAAUUUAAUCAUUAAAUGAAUCAACAAAAUUUCCCUCAAAAAGCCAAGACAUAAUAAGAAGAUUGAAAAUUUUGAAUUUCUCAAUUCUAGUCGCAUAAUUUAACUUUGCUCAAUUUAAGAUUCUCCCAUCAGUAGAAGAUAUUAUUUCAAUAUUUAUCUGUACAUUUAUAGGAGAUAUCAUCUCGAUAAUUAUCUUUACAAUGUCAUUUAACAUUAUUAUUUGCUAUAUCGGAUAGAAAUUGUCAAUCGCCGAAUGAUGGAAAAUACGAUAGAAUACUUUUAUUUUUUUAAAUUCGUAUGAUGCAUAAUCCACAAAGAAUCAGAGGUGAAGAACUGGACAUGCGACGCUCCGGGAAAUAUACAAUUAGAAAUUUUUUGUGGAAAAUAGUCUCGGCUCCAGAAACAGUUCCUUGAGAUUUUUUCCUGCAUUUUUAUUACUUAUGAGAUCUUUUAAAGAUGGAGUGGGUUCAAGGAAAAAGCGAGAGAAUUUUUUGCGGAGUAUUUCAUCACUUGCAAAAAGUUCUACUCAACUGAAUGAUCUAUUACACACAAUUGAGUUCCUUCAUUUUCAACUGAAUGAUAUUUUGUAUUAAGAUCUUGUCCACAGGCAUUGCAAUUCCCACAUUCUCAUUUUGUUUCUCUUGGAUUUGAUGUGCGUAAAUUUUACCUGUCAAUUGCAUACAUACAAAUGAACAUUUGGAAAAUUAAAUUCAUCCAUAAAAAAUUUUACAGAAAGACUUGGCGAAAUUGUUAGAACACGAUUCAUUUUUAGCUGAUUCUACUGAGAAAUUUUUAUGGAGAAAAUCAAUCGAAUUCCUUUUUUUUAUACAGCAAAUUGUAUUGAGGCGUUUUCUAUAAAAAUUUAUUGGUUCAAAUUUUUUCUUUCAAACUUUUUUUUGGGUUGAUUUUGCAAAUAAGUGGAAAAAGAAUGGAGUGAAGAAAACUUGGAAAAUUUAUGUCGAAGAAUUUCUAUAGAAAAUGUUUCAACGGAAACAUGAGAUUCUACUGAUUUUUUCUAUGAAACAGUUUCUAUUGGAGAUUUUCGACUAAAAAAACGCGCAGUAGAGCUGCGCAAAUUUUCAAUAAAAUCGACGAAAAACUACCAGAAUUUUCAAGUGUACUGGGUAGUUUUUUCUCUGACAUUCUUUCGUGCAUGUUAUGCAAAGCGAAUUUAAAUUAUUAAAUCGAACAGAAUUCAAGAUGUAAUCAUGGAAGUAGAUGUUAUAUCACAUCAACUGUGUCAAAAAAUGAAAGCACUCUAUUGUUAAAGUAUGUCCUGUUCUUCACCCCUUGACUACAUAAUCUACUCAAUCGAGUAUUUGUAGUUUGUUAUAAAGCACAAUAUGAAGUCUCACAGAUCUCGAUGUAUUCACUACCUACCUCACAUUUAUUCAAUUAUUUUCACGAGGUAUUUUUGUUUUGUAUUUGUGAAGAAAAGAGAGAAUGAAAAAUCAUGAGUAUGUCAUUUUUCAUCAUAAUAAUCAUUCAUAAAAAAUGGAACAAUUGUGCAUAAAGUGAUCACUUCCGUCGGCUUUUCGACGGAAGUAAAGGAAGUAUGAAAACAUGAGAGGAAUAAAAAAAAUGAAUUACUUGUACAGAUCGUGAGAUAAACUAGCUUAUAUGAGAUUCAAAAUAAUUGUUCGUAAUUUUAAUGCAGUCUUAUCCCAAAUUCGUACCUGAAAACAGGAAAAACCCACAAAAAAAUGGAAUAUAAAUAGAUAAGAAUUUAUUUAUCCAGGCUCGAAUGCUCCUACGACAGAAUCUAAUUGAUAUUUUCAUUGUAAUGUGGGCAUGGAGAAGAGACAAGAAGUAUUAUACUUCCAUGUAAAAAUCAUUAAUUAGAGUAUUUAUAUCUACAAACGUCAAUCAUCAAUUUAUUUUUCUUCAACAACGAUCUAUUUUUGUCUCUUCUUGAUGCAAUAUCGGCGUCAAAUUUAGAAAAACAAAUUGGGCUCGCUCGUUCUGAUUAAUUCAUCAUUCGUGCUUAUGUUUUGAUUGAGCAAUUCUAGAGUGGAGUGGUAAAAUGUAGGGGAGGGUGGGGCUAAAUGGAAACUUCUGACAUUUUAUCAAUGUUCAUAACUCAAUAAAUUUAUCUAUUGAGCUCAGUCUAGGAUCAUCACAGAGGGAAAGAAUUUUACUUUCUGUGAAAGAAGAUAUCUCGUUUCAUUAAAAUUGAACAAGUCUUUAACAUCUCCAAAAAAGUCAAAAGUGUUCAUUUUACCCCACUUGACCCUAAUUAGUUUUACAUAACGUCUAUUUUUUGUGAAAAUUUCGGGAGAUGGUUUUUUUGAUUACGUGAAGUGGAAUUGGUUGGGGAAUUCCCCAUGGAAAAGGUAAUUUAUAAUUUUGAGGCAAACUGGAAUAGUAAUACUUUGUCAAUUGAUUUUUAUAAUUGUGUGGCUCAUGAACCCUGGGCAGUGCCAAAUGCCUUGCGAUUUCAAGAAUUGGUUACACCACUACAUGUUACGGUUCAAUAAUAUUAUUAACUAAUUCUCGAUAAGGGUUUUUGGGACUCUUCACCAGCCACGUCCUCGUCGUGGGUCCUGGGUCACGCUAAGAGCUGGUGAGGAUUGUAUUCUUCACCAGCACCCCCUUUGGGAUUCCCUAAGAAAGUGUCACUUAUUGAUGAAAAAAAGAUUAAUUAAUUUUUGUAAUCAUGGAGUGAUAUGUAAAUUUAUAAUUAAUAAUUUUUGUCGUAUGGAGGGCGACGGAGAGAUUAAGGGAACAUCUUGGAUCCAUUGAGAUUUUCAAUUUGAUGAAUAGAAAGGACAGGAAUCAUUGUGAUGAGUUGUCUGUAAUAUGUAGAGGUGGAUACGAAGAAUUUCAAUCAUUAAAUUUGUCAAUUAAAUUACGUGAAAGAAGAUAUGGAUAAUUAACGUAAUUCAAAUUACAUUUUACAAAUUACAAAUUUCAUUACAAAUUGCAUUACUUAUAAGUUAUUAAUAUGAAUUUUUAAACCUUUUAGAAAAAUUAUUCUUCACAAUUUUUUUGUUCUUUUGAAAUCGAUUUCUGGUCAAAUUCUAAAUACAUUCAAAUUUGUUAAAAAUGCGAAAAAGAAAUUCGUAGUGUGGAAAAUUGAUUCUCUAUCAAUUAUUUAUUACAUAAGUUCGUACUUUUUAGAAAUCGCAGUGUUUCAAUUAUUUUAUUUUAUUUUGUAGGUUUGCUUGGCUUAUUCGAGAAGUGGAUUCGCUAUUUAUUUGUAGACAUUUCUAAAAUGUUUUAUUAUUGUAUAAAAAGAAAAAUGAAA